This is a messenger RNA of Pyrus x bretschneideri (Chinese white pear), 475 nucleotides long. RefSeq lists its product as uncharacterized. NCBI's taxonomy places the organism in Eukaryota, Viridiplantae, Streptophyta, Magnoliopsida, Rosales, Rosaceae. The coding region runs from base 35 to 475 and encodes 146 amino acids. The record is from RefSeq and is a predicted model, not a curated record. The transcript is spliced from 3 exons.
GUCAAUCCUUGGUCUUAGAUCUAGAUCAAGAGAUAUGGUUGGAAGCACAUUCGCGAAAAUACUCGACAAACAUUGCCUAGAGGGGCACAAUUUCCCAUCAUGGUAUCGUAAUGUCAAGAUUCUCCUAACGUUGGAGAAGAUUAUUUACGUACUUGAUAAGCCUCUUCCUGACAUACCUCUUGGCCCUGAGGCCACAGAGGAUGAACGUGCUAAGUAUGACAAGCACGUUGAGGAUGAUACACAAGCCAAGUGCUAUCUGUUGGCCUCCAUGAAUGAGGAGCUACAGAGACAGCACGAGGGCAUGGACAGUGCAUUUUCCAUAAUACUCCAUCUUACGGAGUUAUAUGGUGAAGGGACGCGCAACCGUCGCUUUAACACUGUUUGUGAACUUGUGAAGACCAAGAUGGUCAAAGGGGCUCCAAACAUUAAGGAGAUGGCCACAAGCUUAGAUCUGCCAGAGGAUAAACGCGAGUAG